GGUAGAUGAACAGAAGGGGAGCAAAGCGGUAGACAAUGGAGGACAUGAGCAGAUCGGUGGUGCCUCAUCUAGCACGCUUUUUUCAGCACCAGCACAAGAGCAACGUGAGCAGCAACAUCGUAUCUGGGAUGUUUUUUUCGAUGUUGUGAAGCCGAGCCCGAGCCCCCCAGCUGCUACUUUUGCUUCGUCUUCUACGCCAAGAACAUUGGAUGAGUUUGUUGUCCCUGCUGGACGAAGCAGCACUCAGCACCCGUUGCAGAGACUGUUGCUCGAUCUGUGCUCAAGUUUACAGGUGGAGCAAUUUCCUCAGAGUGAGGAUGAACUCGCCAAGGAAUUACUUAAGGCUAGUUGUAGUAUUUUAUCUUCCUUUAAGGACUUCAUGAUUAUCGAUGUGUAUCAGGUGGACGUGGAGUAAGUUACUUUUACAGAAUGUGGCUAUCUUCGAUGUGGUAAUCCCAUGUUGAUCGGUGUGGAGUACCUACGGUUGUAAAUAUGCUGAGUGGAGGACAAUGUCCUCCACUGAGCAUCACAUCUCACUCAACCACAUCAGGUACUUCUAGCGCUAAACUACAGGACUUUGAGACGGAGAAAUUGGACAGCUAUCUUUUAUUAAGGGUCUCCGCAUUGCAUCCUUCACUAGUACCAUCCUCAGCUCCUUUUCAAGGGGAAUCAAGUAGGGCAAGGAUGUUCUGAAGAAUGCAACUCGGCAACCUUUAACUUUAGGAGCCGCGACAAGCUUCCUGCAGACGGUGGUGGAGCUGUUUGGUACGAGUCACCUGAAAUCGUUUCCAGGUGGGUUUUGCGUCGGAGGUGUAGGAGGGGUAGUAGUGCCAGGAUCAGAGUGCAAGGAUCAGAGUCGCUGUAGUUUCGCCAUCACACGCAGAAGCUAUGCUACGGCAGAAAACUUUGCCUUUCGAAUUCAACAAAAAGAUUUUUCUGCAGGUGCGGAGCAACAGACGGAUAAUUAAGGUCUUCAACAUUUAGUCGUGCUGUUCAUCUUUCUCAGCCUGUUCUCUCGCUACCCUUUUUGUUCCUUCUUCUAUGUCAAGAACAUGGGAAACUAAGGGGUCGAGAUGAAGGGACACCCGAGGAGAUGAUGAUGCUCAAAAAUCGCCUGUCUCUAAAAAAAUAGCCUCAUGAAGACUUGUUGGUCAUCUUUUCCUUUGAUAUGGGUUGAGGAAUCUUUAGGAGGAGGUGGCGGUGGAGGCGCAGGCUCGACUAAUCCUAUGUUUGCGCCCACAAUUUUUGGAAAUGACACGCCAUCUUCUUCAUUCUCCUCUUCAAGCACGGCGCAGACGGUUCUGCAGGCGUUGAUGGAAGAGGUCAUCGGGAAGAUUGAACAUCCUAUAGUCCAAGCUCUGGUGCUCUCGCGGGUCGUCUCCUCUGGGUGUCUUCGCUCUUUGCUAUCGUCGUCAUCGGGUUCGUCUCCGCUGCUGCGAUAUUCCCCUGCACCACAGACCUUUACGUACUUGCUAUAACCUUCACCCAUCUUCUAGUAUACUGAAAAUAACCGAGUUACUGACUGAAAUAAGAGGGAGGUAGCUUUGACAGGGCUACUCUUCCUUGUUCAGUAUCUCGAUUAUUUUCAGUAGUUACUCGCUUAUUUCAGUUUAUAAUUUUCGAAUAACUACUUCUCGAAGAUGAACAUCUUCUAGUGUAGUGCUAAGUACAGCUCUAGUACUAACAUAGCAGAGUAAGAGUCGAUGAUCUAUUAAGCAUAAGGACAUCAUUAAACUAGUAUUACGUAUGGCGACAGUAAUCUAAGUACAACUACUCUAACAUAGCCUUAACAUCUUCGUUGAGGAACAGCUGCUUUCAAUACCAUGAUUUGACAGGAUGGGCCAUGAGGUAACAUGACAGUACCUCGUUCAGGAGGCAAAUAGGUAAACUUGAAAUGUAGAUAGUUAGUGCAACAUCAAUCUGGGACAACUAGGACAUCUAACCUCUAACCUAUAGCUGGUAGAGUAGUCUGAUGAAAAUUGAAGGAUUACAACAUUAAAAAGAAGAAAGAAGUUAGUAGAAAAGAUCAUGUGCCACAACUACAACUACAAGACCAUGUGCUACUAAAGUUAGUGUGCUACUAAAGUUAGUAGAUGAAAAGAUGUGCUACCACGAGAUGAUGGGUAGUUCUCUAAAUUGACAGGGAUGGCAAGUGAUGCUCAACCUCAGCGACCUGAGCAGCAAACUCGGCCUGAGCAGCAUAUUUAUCGCCCUGCAGGGGCGGGCAAAACUCUUGGCUUAUUCCUACAAGCUUGGGCUGGAUCUGAUGGAACUACAAAAGAUAGUAGUGGACUCUUUACCGGAACAAGUGGUGGAGGAUCAACUUGUAGUGGAGGGACAACUGUAGGCCCAGCAAGGAGUGGCACUUCCUUGUUGGCAAAAGUACAAAGGAUGACUUCAUCAGUACUGGCAAAUGGAGGCGGCGGCUCAAAGUGUCUAGCGCCGAUACUCGACGUUUUGAAUGCGUUUCUCUGUUGUCAUAAAACUACUUCUGCGCACGCCGGGUUUGGCACGUCGACUCCUUCUACAAUAGCCCCCGAGCAACAUGUUGGGCUUAAUCCUCAUCAAGAAGAGCAUCUUAUUUUAAGGGUUCCAUCCACAUUGGCAAUGAUGUCCCGCAUUAUUGUGAUUUUCCCAAUGAUUAUCAUUCUUGACUUCUUAUUGUUCCCAAACAAUUUCUUGGGAACAAAUAAGAAGUCAAGGAUGCACUGUGGAAAGAAUGCAAUAGCCGCGUUACUUCUAACUAUUAACGGAGCCAUCAAGCAGUGGCUGGAAGUGGCGUGCCAGGUUAUUCUGUCGUUUCUAGAGACUGAAGCGACUGCCGAUCCCUUUGCUUCAACAGCAUCGAACGAUCAUAGUAGUGCUAUUAAGGCUACAAGAAAAUAGAGUGUAUCACUUUCAAUAUCGACGUCCCACGCAGGUAAUAUAACUGCAAGUCCACCGAAGUACGUGGUGCUGGUCAUUACAAAAUUUACUGGGAGAACUAGUACGGUGGGAUCUCAGCACUCGUCUCAUUUAUAAAUAUUGUUCUGGUCAGGGGUAAAAACCUGAUUUCGAUCACGGGUGGGGUGCUCUUCUUGGUUCCACUCCUUAUGGUCAAAAUCAGGCUACAAAAUUAUGUCAAUGCCAUAUUACAUCUUAGUACUCAACCGAGGUGGAGGACGAUAGCGAUUCCCGAUCUCUCUCUCUCUAAUAGAAGCAGUGGUGAUAAAGUCCAGGCUUAUCGCUGCUUCUUAUCACUUUUAGAGCGGAUUUUAGUUCAGUAUCAGCGACAAAUGAUGGAGCAGUUAGUAGAAAGGGCAAUGCUAGCAGUCUUGUCGAGUUUUCACCUCUGGCCUUCCGUUUGUAGUGGGAAGCGGAACGCGCUCUUCGAACUUUUUCGCUCCGCCAGACCUCUGUUCGAACGAUGCUUAGCCUCGGUUUUCGUGCUGCCGGCGCCAUAUUUAAGGGUUGUAGGUUCGUUUUUGGCGCUGCGUCUUUUGCCGUUUGUUUUGCCCUUCAUAUAAUUCAUAAGGAGGAAAGGCAUAACGAACGGGAGGUGACAUAUAUUUAAACACCCAAAGAACCCUAGUACCUCUACUUCUAAGAUACAAUACAGGCGUGGCAUCACCAGCACAAAUGCCGCCUUCGGGUUCGGUGGAUAUACGACAAAAGCUGAUUCAAAGUUGCACACGACCUGCGUCAACUACAUUUGAGCAAGAUGAGUAUCAUCGUCGUAAGGACAUCUUUCUUCGCUGCUUCCUUCAUUAAGCAGGUCAGCUUUUUUUCAUCUAUCUCAGCAUCUUCUUGAUGCGACGACCCUGCUUGUCCCUUUCUAUUUUUUCAUGGGCAAAAAGGUGGGCGAGUCCUCGAGAUGAGGGCGGGACCGAGAUGAUGAAUAAGAGCCGACGCUAACUUCAAUUGCGGGGACCGAAAUUCCAGAUGUUUUUACAACAAAUAUCCUCGUCGCCAAAUUCCUCGUCCUUAGAUUUAUGACCGCAUUGUUCGCGACAAAUCCAUCUUCUUGCUCCGGAGCAUCUUUUUUUUUUUUUAGGAAUAUCGAACGAUCUACUAAUUGACCCCUACGCUGCAUUACGGGAACUAGUAGUAAUGUAGUAGUCUGGCAUGAUACCCCUGCAGUGGGUACAUUUAUUCACUCAGUCACUCACUCACUCACUCACUCACUCAACUGCAGUUAUUUAAUAUGUCUAAAUGAAAACGGCAAGGGGAACCAAGAACUAGUACUAGAACCACUAAUCGUAACUACGAGGAAUGGGAAUUAUAGAUGUAAAGCAACUUUUGUUCAUCUAGUAGAACUACUAAAAAUCGUAUCCUUAUUUUUAACCUUAUCAAAUUAACGAUGCUCGUGGUGCUGGAGAUGGAUUUUUGUUGGGCUAAUGGAUGGAGACUCUUUUGUAGCCUUUGAGGAAGCGCUGUCAAGUUCCAGUCCAUCGAAAAGAAAGUCGGUGGGGGUGAGACAGCACUAGUGGACGAAAAGGACGAUGCCCAACAAUCGCUUCCGCGACGUGUUAGACAAGAAGGUUGAAAGGCAUUGCCCCUGACAAGAAGUUCAAGACUAAUAAAGGCGACAUGACAUGACUAGCUAUUUGUGGACAAGAAGAAGAAGGACUAACUAGCUGUUUUCAGACAAGAAGAGGAGGUAACUAGCUGUUUUCAGACAAGAAGAGGAGGUAACUAGCUGUUUUCAGACAAGAAGAGGAGCUAAAUAGCUGUUUUCGGACAAGAAGAAGAAGAACUAAAUAGCUGUUUUCGGACAAGAAGAGGAGCUAACUCGCUGUAGAUAUGUCUUCACACGUUGUACGAGUAUGACCACAAUGACAACAACAUCAACAUGAGUAAGUACUUCAUCUUACUUAGAAAACACUGUAUGUUCAUGACUUGUGACUUCAUAAUCUUCUGCGCCUCCGCUUGACAUUGAUGACACAAGAAGACCAACUCCUAUACAUAGGUUAUCUACUACUCGAUGUCCAAAAACGAAGAAUACAUCUCCGCUGGGGAUCAUGACAAUUUAGCUUAUUCCACAAGCACGAUGUAAUCUAUGUUUUGCAGCUUACUUAUUUAUUAAAGCACUCUGCGGGCUCGGUGGAGUGACUCCCGUGCCUACUGACCAAGAUUCUGAGACCGAGGACGAGGAGGAGAGUACUUGUCGAAUGGAGAACCGAACUGGACGAUCG
This is a messenger RNA of Amoebophrya sp. A25, 5174 nucleotides long. Lineage: Eukaryota; Dinophyceae; Syndiniales; Amoebophryaceae. The record is from the annotation of a GenBank genome assembly.